GUUUGAAGUGUCACUGAGCCUUCCUCUCAUCGUUCUUUAUUAUUUACUUUUCAUCUAUCAUGCCAUUUGACGACUACAAUGGGGAUGCAACAGAACUUCUAGAGACCUAUGACUUCCUGAUGAAAUACAUUAUCAUCGGAGAGGCGGGGACAGGGAAAUCAUGCCUGUUACACCAUUUUACCCACAAUUCAUUCAAGGAUCACUCGCAACACACUAUCGGCGUAGAAUUCUCAAGUCGCACCGUCAAAUUGGGAGAGAAACGGAUCAAACUUCAGUUAUGGGAUACAGCAGGGCAAGAACGUUUCCGGUCUGUCACAAGGAGUUAUUACCGCGGGGCGGCAGGUGCAAUUCUGGUCUAUGAUAUCACCAAUCGCGACUCCUUCUCAAAUCUUUCGCGCUGGUUAGCCGAUGCAAGAGCCCUUGCAAGUCCCCAUUUAGUUGCUGUUUUGGUUGGUAACAAAUCAGACCGGGAUGAAGAACGCGAGGUUGAAUGGGCUGAAGCAAGCAAAUGGGCAGCUGAGAACGAUGUUCAUUUCCUGGAAGCUUCGUCGCUAACGGGUGAAAACGUUGAAGCACCAUUCUUGUUAACUGCGCGUGCAAUCUUGCUCUCCAUCGAGUCAGGUGCCUUGGACCCAGAGAAGGCCGGAAGCGGGGUCAGCUAUGGUGAUAGAGCUCUUCGGAGAGUGAAUAGUUCAAGUCAUCUUAGUUUUGGUAGUCUCAGUGGUGGUCGACGGAAAGGCGCUGUAAAACUUAAAGUCAGCCGUUGGUUGCCUGGGUCAAAAUGUUGCUAAUCUGUAGUUUCCUUUCUGACUUCCGUGACUUCCUCGGUCCUUCUCCGAACAUACCCAUAUACAGGCUCAUGACCUCAAACCACAUUGUCCUAACUUUACAGGCUCACACAAUCUCCGCGUCCAAUGUUAGACCAUCUAUACUCCUUGUAAUUUUCUGGUUUCAACCUAUGGGAUAAUUUGU
This is a messenger RNA of Laccaria bicolor S238N-H82, 972 nucleotides long. RefSeq lists its product as uncharacterized. Gene Ontology annotation, molecular function: GTP binding; GTPase activity. NCBI's taxonomy places the organism in Eukaryota, Fungi, Basidiomycota, Agaricomycetes, Agaricales, Hydnangiaceae. The coding region runs from base 60 to 791 and encodes 243 amino acids. The record is from RefSeq and is a predicted model, not a curated record. The transcript is spliced from 10 exons. Gene Ontology annotation, cellular component: endosome. Gene Ontology annotation, biological process: regulation of endocytosis.